This is a messenger RNA of Yamadazyma jaroonii, 1692 nucleotides long. The record is from the annotation of a GenBank genome assembly. Lineage: Eukaryota; Fungi; Ascomycota; Pichiomycetes; Serinales; Debaryomycetaceae.
AUGGACCAAAAACUCCCAUUAUUUCAUAAGAAGGAUAAAGCCUUCAAUUACAGGAGAUUAUUAGGAUUAAGCGUGAUUGGGUGUCUUGCAGGAUACUCAAUAUUAUCCAACCAACAUGUGGCAGAAGAGGUUGAUCUAUGCCCUGCUUUAGACAAAUUAGUGCCUGAAUUCGAUGAUAAAUUAUCAGAUUUGGAUUAUUUUAAAUCUUAUGAAUACAGAAAUAUGUCGCUCGAUUACUGGAGAGAUGCAAUUAGAAUUCCCACGGAAAACUUCGAUGAUUUAGGUGAUGUUGCAGAAGAUCCAAGAUGGAGCAUCUUCAAUGAUUUCCGGGAGUACUUGAUAAAGACCUUCCCUAAAACUUAUGAAAGUUCGGAAUUGACUACAGUUAAUACAUAUGGCUUGGUUUUUGAUAUCAAAGGGUCAGAUUCUAGCUUAAAGCCAAUUAUGUUAUGUGGCCAUCAAGAUGUGGUGCCAGUUCCAAAAGAUGGAAUUUCAAGAUGGACCCAUCCACCAUUUGAUGGGUUUUUUGAUGGUGAUUUCCUCUGGGGUAGAGGAUCCAGUGAUUGUAAAAACAAUGUAAUUGCUGUUUUUGAAGCCAUUGAACAGUUAUUAGCCAGAGGAUUUCAGCCUAAGAGAUCUAUUGUUAUCGCUUUAGGGUUUGAUGAAGAAACAAGUGGUCAUAGAGGUGCCAAUAGUAUCAAAGAUUUCUUAAAGGAAAAAUGGGGAGAAAAAUCUAUGUUAAUGAUUGUAGACGAAGGUGGUUUAGGAGUUCAAGAUCUUUAUGGUUCAAGGUUAGCUUUACCUUCUACUGGAGAAAAAGGGUAUGUUGAUAUUACCAUAGAUCUCAUCACUACUGGAGGACAUUCUUCUGUACCUCCAAGACAUACUGGAAUCGGUAUGAUGGCUGAUUUCAUUCAUGAAAUGGAAGCUGAAGAAUUUCCUUUAGAUCUUUCACCAAAGAGUCCAUUCUAUUACCAACUUCAAUGUGAAGCCAAAGCAUCUAAAACCAUGAGCAGUGGGUUGAAGUCUGAUAUUUCAAGAUUGACUGUUAGCAAAGCGGCGAAAAAGAGGGUUUUGAAAGAAGUAAGUAAAGCUGCUGAUAGAAAAGCUUUGGUUUCAACUACUCAAGCCAUUGAUAUCAUUUUUGGGGGUUUGAAAAUCAAUGCUUUACCUGAAAGAGUGACUUUAAAAACAAACCAUAGAAUCUCGUAUGAUUCAUCAUUCGAAGAAGUCAAAGAAAAGACCUUAAAGGCUAUUCAAAAGGUUGCUGAAAAAUAUAAUUUAGAUAUUGAAGCUUUCGGUAAAGUUUUGAAGGAGAACGAUGUGUCUUCAGGAUUAUUCCAAAUUACCCCAGAUGCACCUUUGAUCCCAGCCCCUUUGACUCCAACCUUGAACAAUCCAACUUGGGAUGUCUUGGGAGGGACUAUCAAACAUGUUUUUGAAGAUUUCGCUGAGUACAGAGAUGGUAAUAACCAUCAAGACGUUACAGUGUCUCCUUCUUGUAUGACUGGUAACACUGACACCCGUUAUUAUUGGGAUUUGACCGAUAACAUCUACAGAUUCACACCUAUUAGACAAGUUGAAAGAGCCAAUGCUCAUGCAAUCGAUGAAAGGGUUUCCUUGGAUGCUCAUAUCGAGGGUGUGGUUUUCUUCUACCAAUUGAUUAGAAAUGUCGAUGUUUUGAAAGAGUAG